UGAUAAUAAUAUUUAAUCGUAAAUCUCAAUCAUGACUGACGCUGAUGAAGUACUCAAGAAAGGGAAAGAGAGAAAAGCAGCCUUAGAGAAAUCUCUUUUCAAACAACAAGCUCUUCCUGCUUGGAGGCCAAAUCCUACAUUCCUCACUACACUUGUGACUUUUAUGAUUUUCGGUAUAAUAUUCUUAGUCUUGGGACUUCUACUUUUCCUUUGGGGAAAUAGAAUCAAAGAAGCAGAAAUAACUUACCAUAUUACAUGCAGGAAACAGAUCGAAGAAGGGGCUGAAAAAUGAGUGCUAGACCUUAACAUCCCUCAUAAGAUGGAGGCCCCAGUCUUUGUUUAUUACCAGAUUGAUAACCUCUUCCAAAACCAUAGGAGAUAUGUUAGAAGUAGGAGUAAUGCACAACUCAGAGGAAAUCAGUUAUCAGUAGAUGAUGUCUCUGGAGACUGUCAUCCUAUAGUGACUAAUAAGCAUCUAGGAAGGACUACAAGUAUUAAUAAUAGACCAUUAGAUCCUGAUGCUGCUGCUCAUCCUUGAGGAUUGAUUGCUCAAAGUUACUUUAACGAUACCUUUGAGCUUCAAAAAGUCUCAGCAGCUACUCCUGUUGAUAUAAACCCUAAAGGAAUAGCAUGGGAUACUGAUGUAUCUGAUCUCUUCGCAAAUAUGCCUGGAGAUUACGAAACUUAUCAAUGGACAGAUGUUACAGAUGAAAGAUUCAUUGUCUGGAUGAGAGUAGCUGGUAUGAAGAACUUCAGAAAACCUUGGGGAAUAAUUCACGAAGAUCUACCAGAAGGAGACUACAAGUUAACCAUUGAAGACAAUUAUCCUGUUUCUUCUUUCCAAGGGCAGAAAAAGUUUUUUAUGUCAACUACAGAUACCUAUGGAGGAAGGAACAGAUUUUUGGCUAUUUCGUACAUUGUAGUCGGUGCUUUGUGAAUCUUCUUUGCUCUUGUGUUCUUAUUUGCAUUUUUGCGACAGAAAAAGAAGAAUCAAUAAAUUAUUCAUUAUGAGUUCAAUUA
Molecule: messenger RNA, 1020 nt
Organism: Moneuplotes crassus
Lineage: Eukaryota; Ciliophora; Spirotrichea; Euplotida; Euplotidae
Source: the annotation of a GenBank genome assembly